GAACAUUUCAACCAAGUUGGAAGGUGAGAAAGUUCAUCAUGUGGACUCUCAUUUUCCUUUGCAUUGUGCUCGCCACACAAGAUGCCAGUGCAACUGGAGCCGAAAAGCUGAGAGCUUAUUACACAGAAACAGCUUAUACAGAAGCCGCUACAGAACAGCCUUCAUGUCGCUACAACUGUGGUUACGACAUGGGAAGCUGCUCCUGCACAAGCCACUGUGAAUACUAUGGCAACUGUUGCUAUGACUACAGCUCUCAUUGCCAGACGACAACCGGUGAAUCUGCAACUGCUCAGCCUUCUUGUCGCUACAACUGUGGCAGUCACCUAGGAAGCUGCUCCUGUUCCAGCUCUUGCCAAUACUAUGGCAACUGUUGCUAUGACUACAGCUCUUAUUGCCAGACGACAACCGGUGAACCUGCAACUGCUCAGCCUUCUUGUCGCUACAACUGUGGCAGUCACCUAGGAAGCUGCUCCUGUUCAAGCUCUUGCCAAUACUAUGGCAACUGUUGCUAUGACUACAGCUGGCAAUGUUCAUCUACCGCGGAGUCUCCUGCCACAACUCAGUCUUCAUGUCAGUACAACUGUGGUAGUUACCAGGGAAGCUGCUCCUGCAGCAGUUCCUGCGAAUACCAUGGCAACUGUUGCGAUGAUUAUUACUCGUACUGCUCAUCAACCACUGACCAGCAAGCUACAGAUGUGACAGAUUGGACACAUUUUCCACCAGUUGGACCCUGUGGUGGCGACUUUUACAAUAGCUCAGACACUUUCUACAGCCCCAACUAUCCAAACCACUAUCAUAACAAUGCCAACUGCAUAUGGUACAUUAGACCAAGCAGAGGCAUUGUGCAGCUGGAAUUUUCUAAUGUAGACAUUGAGUGUAGUUAUGACAACAUUCGGGUCUAUGAUGGCUCUAGCACCGGAUCCAGGCUUUUGGGAACAUAUUGCAGCUCUAGGAACACCAUUUUUUAUUCAACUGGUCGCCAUCUAACCGUGCACUUCACCAGUGAUGGCAUUGUCACUUUCUCAGGGUUCAGUGCCUACUACAGAGUAGUUGAUGAAGGCUCCUGCCAACAUAACUGUGACUAUCAGGUUGGAAACUGUUCUUGCUCUUCAUGGUGCAGAGACAGAGGAGACUGUUGUUGGGACUACGAGGCUUAUUGCCAGACGACAACCGGUGAACCUACAACUGCUCAGCCUUCUUGUCGCUACAACUGUGGCAGUCACUUAGGAAGCUGCUCCUGUUCAAGCUCUUGCCAAUACUAUGGCAACUGUUGCUAUGACUACUACGAUCACUGCUACACAACUCAUUCUCCUGUCACAGCUGAACAAUCAUGUAGGGACAUGUGUGGCAGUUACCCUGGAGGCUGUUCCUGUUACAGUGACUGCGAGUACUAUGGCAGCUGUUGCCAUGACUACUAUAACUACUGCCAGACAGCUCCUGCCCACACGACAGCUCAGCCCACAUGUCGCUACAACUGCGGUAGCCAUCAGGGAAGCUGUUCCUGCUACAGCUCCUGUGAGCACUACGGCAACUGCUGUCAUGACUACUACUCUUAUUGUGCAGCAUCUACACCUUCACCUUCAGGACCAUGCGGAGGCUCGUUGUUCGGCUCUGGCACCUUUUCCAGCCCUAAUUAUCCUUCUUACUAUUACGACAAUAGCUACUGUGUCUGGCAGCUCAGAGCUUCACAUGACCAAAGAAUCUACCUGGCCCUCACAUUCCUGCAGCUGGAAAACUGCUGCUCUUGUGACCACAUCUCAGUCUAUGAUGGACCGUCGAUCCAUUCGCCACAGUUGGGAAGGGUCUGCAACAACAACACCAGCUUGAGCGCUUUCUUUUCCACCUCCAACUACAUGACCGUCGUUUUCCAGACCGACGGCUCUGUGGUCGCCCGAGGAUUCACUGCAGAGUUCUUGAGCUCUUUGAAACCAAACUCAGGUCGAGUGGAUUGCUCCUCAGACAGCAUGCACAUUGUCCUGGACCGUUCUUAUCUAAAUUCAUUGGGUUACGACGGCCACAGUUUGUAUCUGAGGGAUCCUUAUUGCCGGCCACAAAUUUCCUACUACAACGUGGUCUUCAGUUUCCCGCUCAACACUUGCGGCAAUGUUAGAGAUGUUAUGAAUGACAGAAUUGUGUACACCAACAACAUCUACGCCUACUCCUCCAUCAAUGGAGAGAUCACACGGCAAUCUCAAUUCAAGAUGAACGUCACCUGCAUAAUGGAGCAGGACUCCAUUUCCCAGAUCAUGUUUGUUGCCGAUACCGGUUUGAACACCACCAUCACCGGCUCAGGCAGAUACAACACAAGCAUGGACUUCUACACGUCCAGCAGCUUCUACAAUAAGGUGACCCAAGUUCCGUAUGAAGUAAGCGUCAACGAAAACCUGUACGUCCAAGUGGACUUGAGAAGAGGUGACAGCUCUCUGGUACUCUUCAUCGACACCUGUGUGACUUCUCCAUCACCUUUUGACUUCUAUUCCAGACCUUACUUCCUGGUUAAAGAUGGAUGUCCUGUUGACAGCACCUACUACUCCAUUAGUAGUGGUUCUCAACCUCUGGCCCGUUUCAGCUUUAAGGCCUUCCAGUUCCUCCGAGCUACGGAUGAAGUGUACAUCCAAUGCAAAGUCCUGAUUUGUCCUGCCUCCGACUACAACUCCCGCUGCCGCCGUGGCUGCAGGAGACGAAACAAAAGAAGCCUGGGGUCGAACCACGACAGCCACACGCUGGUUGUGGGUCCCAUCAAGCUUAAAGAGCUUAAAGGUGAGGAAGGGGCUGAAAAGCAGAGUGAGGCUUAACUCCACUGCAGUCUACUUCAAUCAACUUUCCAUUACACUGAAUUAUACUCACCAUCUCUAUUCUUCUUCUACUUUCUUUUAACUUGAUUAAAGGCAUGAACAAAAAA
This is a messenger RNA of Oryzias latipes (Japanese medaka), 2902 nucleotides long. RefSeq names its product CUB and zona pellucida-like domains 1, tandem duplicate 2 (gene cuzd1.2). The record is from RefSeq and is a predicted model, not a curated record. NCBI's taxonomy places the organism in Eukaryota, Metazoa, Chordata, Actinopteri, Beloniformes, Adrianichthyidae.